This is a messenger RNA of Marchantia polymorpha subsp. ruderalis, 2884 nucleotides long. The record is from the annotation of a GenBank genome assembly. Lineage: Eukaryota; Viridiplantae; Streptophyta; Marchantiopsida; Marchantiales; Marchantiaceae.
CUGAGAGAGAGGAGGAGAAGCAGCUCGGGGCGGAGGGCCGGAGUCGCUCGCACUCUGGCGCAGGGCGCAGCAGCAGGCACCUUGUUUUCGGGGGCGACUUGCCCACCUCGAAUUAAAGUUGCGGCUCUCACCGCCCGAGCCGGGAACAACUUUUUGUCCACUGUAGGUUUCGGGGCACCUGGUGACAAGUCAUCGCCCCUCCCUCGUCUGCGUUUGUGAUUAGCGUUGAUCUCUCGCCGGUCGGGUGUUCUGCAAGUUCUCGGGCCCGACUCAUCAUCAGCAGCUUCGGCGUUUUCGAGGAAGAGCAGCAGCAGCAGUAGUAGCAGCGGAGGAGAGCUCUCGUAAGGGCAGGGGAAUGUGGGGUUUAGAGUUCUACUGAGGAGGCCGUCGCGAGACGAAGGAGAAGGAGGAGGAGGAGGAGUCGACGGGAGAGCGGUUCUUGAUUGGUUGAUGGCUUGACAGGCGGGCCGCGAGGGCACACUUGGGAGGGCACACUUUGUCGAGUGUAUAACUUCGAGCAAAGGGGCAAGGAACAGGCAGUCAGGGCAGGGAGGAGUAGAAUAGACGCGUGGAGGGCACGCGAUAGCGCGACCAAAUGAUCAAAUAAAACCGUCUUUCGCGAUAUGGCAUCUGUAGUUACUACAUUUGCCUCUUUAGCGACUUUAUUUCCGACAUCGCAGAGGUGCGGGAACGAGAAAGUAUUGCUGAACUCGUCUUCGGUGCAACUGGGGGCGGCUCGGCAAUCAUCCACUUCCAAGACUUUCGUUAGUAAAUUUGUUUCGUCUCACAGGAGUUCGAAAAAAGUAUCGUGCUCGUCUUGUCGAGCGAGCUUGUAUCAUGUAGCGUCUUCUUUCUCUGAUAUAGAUUAUCCGAUUUCAUUGCGCAUGCCGGGUUCUUCUUGGAGUGAGCCUUCGACGACAUGCACUGGAGAAAGAUCGUACCCGGGCAGCAGAGAGUGGAUGCCCAGGGUUAACAGGAGAGAGAUGAAAGUCAGAGCGAGCCGAGGUGACAUGCUGGGCAACAAUAAUGUGCGAUUUUCUCCCACCUCAGGGACUUCGGCUGCGAGCUCCGAGGUUCUACGCAAGAAUCAUGUUCCUCUGUACGUGGUAAUUCCGUCGGACACUGUGACAAGCUCCAACAAAGUGAAUCGUGCAAGGGCUCUUCAAGCCAGCCUGAAGGCUCUGAAAAUCGUAGGAGUGGAUGGCGUCCUCUUGCACAUAUGGUGGGGAAAUGUGGAAGGAGAAGGACCUCAAAAGUAUGACUGGUCUGCGUAUCUCGCUGUUGUGAAGAUGGUAAAUGCUGCGGGCCUCAAACUUCAGGCAUCUUUGUGUUUUCACGGGUCAAGCAUCUCUGGAGACUCCUGUGAUAUUUCUCUUCCUUCGUGGGUUCUGAGGAUUGGAGAGGGCAACCCUGACAUUUUUCACAGUGAUCGGUCCGGACACCGAAGUAAGGAAUGCCUUUCCCUUGCUGUGGAUGAAUUGCCCUUGUUUGAAGGGCGUUCUCCUCUGCAAAUGUACUCCGAUUUGAUGGAGAGUUUCCGGCAAACUUUCUCCCUCUACCUUGGUGAUACUAUUGUGGAGGUGAUGGUAGGACUGGGUCCUGGUGGUGAGCUCAAAUAUCCUGCCUUUCCGGACGACUUGUGGCGAUUUCCAGGAAUUGGAGAAUUUCAGUGCUACGACAAAUACAUGCUUGAAGAUCUGAAGAAUCAGGCCUCUCUUAUGGGUAAGCCAGAAUGGGGCUUGGGUGGACCUGAAGGAGUGGGCUCUUAUCACUCAUGGCCCGGUGAGACGACUUUUUUUAAUGAAGAUAAUGGGACUUGGGACACUCCUUUCGGAAAAUUUUUUCUGUCUUGGUAUGCCGGGGCCCUUGUAUCGCACGGAGAUCGCAUGCUUGCCCUCGCAGGUUCCAUUUUCCAAAAGGACGACCUUCAUGUCGUUAUUGCGGGGAAACUCCCCGGAGUGCACUGGUGGCAAAAGACGAAGGCGCAUGCAGCGGAGUUGACAACCGGUUAUCACAACUCUGAGGGAAUGGAUGGUUAUGACCUAGCCGUCCAAAUGUUCGCCAAGAACGGGGCUUUGUUAACUGUAUCCUGCAUGGAAAUGGCCGAUGACGAACAGCUGGCUGAAGCAAAAUGCAGUCCAGAACAUCUCCUGUUGCAGAUAAGGUUUGCUUGCGCGAAAUAUGGCGUGCCAAUUUCUGGUGAGAAUUCUCUCAUUCGAUUCGAUGAAGUAGCUCAUGAGCGUAUCAAGAAAAACGUUCAUCGCGUGAGUUGCCCGGAGCUUCCUAGAAUGGCCGCCUUCACAUUUUUUAGAAUGGGAGAAUCGUUAUUCCAGUCCAGUCACUGGCGCCUUUUUGUGAAUUUUGUACAAACCCUAAAUAAAGACAUAGUAGAUGAUAGUGAGCGGGCCUCCUUAGACGAGGAAUGUAACAUGUCGGUACACCCGCUGAAAGCCUGUACCUAAGAGGCCAACGAAACGUAUAUUAUUAUUAGAAUGGCCAGGAAGAAGACCAUAUCAAACCAUUAGAAUGUCCGAUCAAUUCUUAGAUUUAUGAUUGGUUGACUGAACUGAGUGAUACAUGCCGAACUUAAUAGUUGUAACCUCAAAUGUUGUUGCUUUGUCGCCACAACAAGGGUAAAGGGCCAGAUUUUGCAGCCUUGUUGCAGGUUCUAAGGCUUUAAAUAUAUCCCUGUAGUUACUUCAAUUCCAGCCUGAGAUCUGAAAUGAACGUGGUGUUCCAUCGUCACCGAGUUGGGCCAGUGAGAGGACCCACGGUGAAGGUGAAGUCGCCCUCUGGUUUGAAUCUGGCCGAAUCCGAGUGCUUGACUACAUGAUAACUGAAAUUAUUGUACACAUAAGCUAAACACAUAUCUCAUUGUUUUACU